AUGGCAACUGCUAUGGAUUUCUACAGUAGCAAAACGUUUCAACAAUCUGAUCCUUUCGGCGGUGAAUUAAUGGAAGCGCUUUUACCUUUUAUCAAAAGCCCUUCCUGCGAUUCUACAGCGUCUGCGUUUGCGUCCGCGUUCUCUCCUCCUCCUUACUACUCUUCCUUCCUCGGAUCAUACCCUGACGUCUGCUUGACCCAACCGAUUUCAUACGGGUCGGAUCUUCAGCAACUCGGGUCCCAGAUCCACUCUAUCUCGAACCUUCUUAGCCCUAAACCGGUCUCGAUGAAGCAAUCUGGUGCUGCGACGAAGCCGACGAAGCUAUACAGAGGAGUGAGGCAGCGUCACUGGGGAAAAUGGGUCGCUGAGAUCCGUUUGCCCAGGGACCGAACUCGUCUCUGGCUAGGGACAUUCGACACGGCGGAGGAAGCGGCGUUAGCCUAUGAUAAGGCGGCGUAUAAGCUGCGCGGCGAUUUCGCCCGGCUUAAUUUCCCUAACCUCCGUCACAACGGAUCCAACAUCGGAGGCGAGUUCGGCGAGUAUCAACCACUUCAUUCCACAGUCGACGCUAAGCUUGAAGCUAUCUGCCAAAACUUGGCCGAGACGCAGAAACAGGGGAAAUCAGCGAAGAAGGCUUCUUCCCGGAAACGUUCGGCGAAACAACCGGAGGUCAAUUCGUGUCCAGAUCUUGCGGAGGAAGUCAAAUCAGAGGAUUACUCUAGCUCUGGAUCUCCACCGUCAACGGAGAGCUACGGAUCCGGCGAUUCUUCGCCUUUGUCGGAUCUGACGUUCGCCGAUACGGAGGAGCAGCCGCCGUGGAACGAGAACUUUGCGUUGGAGAAGUAUCCGUCGUACGAGAUCGAUUGGGAAUCGAUUCUGUCUACUACAAGUUAG
Messenger RNA from Thlaspi arvense, 894 nucleotides. The record is from the annotation of a GenBank genome assembly. Lineage: Eukaryota; Viridiplantae; Streptophyta; Magnoliopsida; Brassicales; Brassicaceae.